Messenger RNA from Musa acuminata AAA Group (dessert banana), 2686 nucleotides. Its product is annotated as pyrophosphate-energized vacuolar membrane proton pump-like. The record is from RefSeq and is a predicted model, not a curated record. Bases 117 to 2420 code for a protein of 767 amino acids. The transcript is spliced from 8 exons. Gene Ontology annotation, cellular component: membrane. Gene Ontology annotation, molecular function: inorganic diphosphate phosphatase activity; diphosphate hydrolysis-driven proton transmembrane transporter activity. Gene Ontology annotation, biological process: proton transmembrane transport. Lineage: Eukaryota; Viridiplantae; Streptophyta; Magnoliopsida; Zingiberales; Musaceae.
GCGCCCGGUAUGUGAGUCACCGUAUACCCUCGAGCCUGUCUCUCGUCGUCGGUCACUUCCUUCACCGACGUCGCCACCGCCAGCUGCCGCUUGACUUCACGUGACAGGAACCGCCAAUGGGGGCGGCGAUGCUGACGGGCGUGAUAACGGAGAUCUUGAUCCCGGUGGCUGCCGUCAUCGGGAUCGCCUUCGCGCUGCUCCAGUGGAUGCUGGUGUCGGCCGUGAAGCUCUCGCCGGAGAGGCAGACGCCCGCGGGGGGUAACAAGAAGAACGGGUUCGCCGCCGACUUCCUCAUCGAGGAGGAGGAGGGGCUCAACGAUCACAACGUCGUGGUGAAGUGCGCCGAGAUCCAGAACGCCAUCUCCGAAGGAGCAACUUCCUUCCUUUUCACUGAAUACCAGUAUGUUGGAGUCUUCAUGGCUGUUUUCGCUGUGCUGAUCUUCCUCUUUCUUGGAUCCGUGGAAGGCUUUAGUACAAAAAGCCAGCCAUGCACCUAUAGCAAGGAUAAGUACUGCAAGCCAGCACUUGCAAAUGCCGUCUUUAGCACUGUGUCGUUUUUGCUUGGUGCUAUCACCUCUGUGGUGUCUGGAUUUCUUGGGAUGAAAAUUGCAACAUACGCCAAUGCAAGAACAACUUUGGAGGCAAGGAAGGGUGUUGGAAAAGCAUUUAUCACUGCGUUCAGGUCCGGUGCAGUCAUGGGCUUCUUGCUGGCUGCAAAUGGCCUUUUGGUGCUUUACAUUGCAAUCAACCUAUUCAAGUUGUACUAUGGCGAUGACUGGGAAGGCCUUUUUGAAGCCAUCACUGGUUAUGGUCUUGGUGGCUCCUCCAUGGCUCUUUUCGGAAGAGUAGGUGGUGGUAUCUACACAAAGGCAGCUGAUGUUGGUGCUGAUCUGGUUGGUAAGGUUGAGAGGAACAUCCCUGAAGAUGACCCUCGAAACCCAGCUGUGAUAGCUGACAAUGUUGGAGAUAAUGUCGGAGAUAUUGCAGGGAUGGGAUCUGAUCUUUUUGGCUCGUAUGCUGAGUCCUCAUGUGCUGCCUUGGUCGUCGCCUCAAUUUCUUCCUUUGGAAUUAACCAUGACUUCACUGCUAUGUGCUAUCCCCUGCUUAUUAGCUCCAUGGGUAUCAUUGUUUGUCUGAUCACUACACUUUUUGCUACUGACUUUUUCGAAAUAAAGGCGGUGAAAGAUAUCGAGCCUGCACUUAAGAGGCAGCUCAUAAUCUCCACUGCUCUUAUGACUGUUGGUAUCGGAAUCGUCAGCUGGAUAGCUCUCCCAUCUUCCUUCACAAUCUUCAAUUUUGGUGAGCAAAAGAAAGUGAAGAACUGGGAGCUGUUCUUCUGUGUUGCAAUUGGAUUAUGGGCUGGUUUGGUUAUCGGGUUUGUCACUGAAUAUUUCACAAGCAAUGCGUACAGCCCUGUGCAAGAUGUUGCUAACUCAUGCCGAACUGGUGCUGCCACUAAUGUCAUCUUUGGGCUUGCUUUGGGAUACAAAUCUGUCAUCAUCCCCAUUUUCGCUAUCGCAGUUAGCAUUUUUGUGAGUUUUAGUCUUGCCGCCAUGUAUGGCAUUGCAGUUGCUGCUCUUGGCAUGUUGAGCACCAUUGCGACUGGGCUGGCGAUCGAUGCUUAUGGUCCCAUCAGUGACAAUGCUGGAGGCAUUGCUGAGAUGGCCGGAAUGAGCCACAGGAUUCGGGAGAGAACCGAUGCGCUGGAUGCCGCAGGCAAUACUACCGCAGCAAUCGGAAAGGGGUUUGCCAUCGGUUCUGCUGCGUUGGUGUCGCUUGCGCUCUUUGGUGCCUUUGUGAGUAGAGCCGCAAUCUCCACAGUGGAUGUUCUCACGCCAAAAGUCUUCAUUGGGUUGAUCGUUGGUGCAAUGCUGCCUUACUGGUUCUCAGCCAUGACCAUGAAGAGCGUCGGUAGAGCAGCCUUGGAGAUGGUCGAGGAAGUCCGCAGACAGUUCAACAGCAUCCCGGGGCUCAUGGAGGGUACUGCCAAGCCCGAUUAUGCAACCUGUGUUAAGAUCUCCACAGAUGCUUCCAUCAAGGAGAUGAUUCCUCCUGGUGCUCUGGUGAUGCUCACCCCCCUAAUUGUCGGGACCUUCUUCGGUGUCGAGACCCUAUCUGGGGUUCUUGCUGGUGCCCUUGUUUCCGGAGUUCAGAUUGCUAUCUCUGCAUCAAACACCGGCGGUGCAUGGGACAAUGCAAAGAAGUAUAUCGAGGCUGGUGCAUCAGAGCACGCGAGGGCACUUGGCCCUAAAGGUUCCGAUGCCCACAAGGCUGCAGUGAUCGGCGAUACCAUCGGGGAUCCUCUAAAGGACACGUCGGGGCCGUCGCUCAACAUCCUCAUCAAGCUGAUGGCGGUGGAGUCGCUCGUGUUCGCACCAUUCUUUGCGGCUCACGGCGGCCUCCUCUUCAAGAUCCUCUGAGAUGGGAGGGGGAGGACCGAGAGUGGUACGGAGGCACCACCACGAGCUCCACUUCCACCUCCAUGUUCUUCUGCUACUGAUGCCAAACCUCUGUCACCCUGUCAACCGUUUGGCCUACCCAGUUUUCCGUCUUUAUGGUUAGUUCGUGUUGUAGUUCCAUGCAAGUCGGCACCUGCAAAGCCCCAUCGUGGACUUUGGAGCCAAGCAAGCUUUUCUUGUACUCGGUGAUGAUGAUAAUGGUGUUGACAGUUUUCUUUUCUUUUAAA